AUGUUCAAACUAAACUUAUUCAACACCCCUUUCAAUUUUUGGAAACAAGCUGCUGCCGUUAAUGCCCCAGAAAACACGAAACAACCAAUCAACAACAACAACAAGAUUGACAAGACAAAAGUCAUCUCAAUGAACCAUAACGAAGAAGGUGACUUUGUGGAGGUUGAUAUCAAGAAACUAUCCUAUGCUGAAGUGGCUGCCUUGAGCAGAACAUCUAAACCCCAUCAAAUUAAACACGAUGGCAACAAGGGGAACAAUAACAACAAGGACAAAGUUGAUUCUAGUGACGUUGUGGAUGUGAAUGAAUUAGAACGUGAAGUUACUGACUAUCAAAUGUCAAGUGUCUUGAGUAAAAACGUGUUGAGGAAACAAGUGGAUGCAUUAGAUAAUGCUGUUGGUGAUGUUGAUGAUGAGUCAAUGGGGUUGGAUGAGGAAUUCAAUGAUAAAUCAAAUAGACGUUCCAAGAAAUCAAAGUUUUUGAAAAAGGGUAAAUGA
Hansenula anomala is the source of this 495-nucleotide messenger RNA. RefSeq lists its product as uncharacterized. The record is from RefSeq and is a predicted model, not a curated record. The transcript has a single exon. Bases 1 to 495 code for a protein of 164 amino acids. Lineage: Eukaryota; Fungi; Ascomycota; Saccharomycetes; Phaffomycetales; Wickerhamomycetaceae.